This is a messenger RNA of Peronospora belbahrii, 783 nucleotides long. Lineage: Eukaryota; Oomycota; Peronosporomycetes; Peronosporales; Peronosporaceae. The record is from the annotation of a GenBank genome assembly.
AUGAGCAACAUGUUUGCGCUCCAGUGGCACAUGACGCGCUCUGGCGCUCAUCAAGUGGCGUGUUUCUCAGCUGCUGCUGCGACUACGACUACUGCUACAACCCAUGAAGUUGCUUCAAAUAUUCUACAGCUAGUUGUGCGCAAGACUGAGGGCUCACGUGCAUCUCGACGACUGCGCAAGCAAGGCUUUCUACCUGGUGUCCUCUACGGUGAGGGUGAAGAUGGCAAGGAUGAGCGCGUGCUUGUCUCAUUUCCAACACGUUCUUUUGAACGAAUGCAUCGUAAGCUUUGGACUUCUAUUGAGAAUCAGGUGUUUCAGGUGCAGGUGGAUGAUCAAUUACCAGUUAAGGCCUACAUGCGGGAUGUGCAGCUGGAUCCCGUGACGGAUGUGCCCUUGGCUGUUAACUUUUUGCGCUACAAACCCGGUCGUAUCAUGUCCAUUCCAAUCACGUAUUUGAAUGAAGAAAGCAGUCCUGGUCUUAAGCGUGGAGGCUAUAUCAAUCACAUUUACCAUGCGCUUGAGUGCACUAUCUUUACAGACGACAUCCCUGCCACGUUGCAAAUUGACGUCAAUGGUCUGCACGUAGGCGACAAGGUAUACUUGGAGUCCAUCAAGCUUCCGGAAGGCGUGAAGGCCAAUAUUCCGGAGGGAUCGCUUGUCGCCAAAAUUGCUGGUCGUCGUGGUCUUAUUCCACGCGUGGAGACUGUGGUCGAGGAAGUGGUGGAGCAGAAGGAAGAGGAGGAGGACGACGAAGAGUUUGAUGACUGGAACGACAUCUUUUAG